AGUAACUUCAAAUUUUUCUUUCCAGCCACCAAAGUUCUUGGCACAGUCAAGUGGUUCAAUGUCAGAAAUGGAUAUGGCUUUAUCAACAGAAAUGAUACCAAAGAAGAUGUAUUCGUUCAUCAGACAGCAAUAAAGAAAAACAACCCACGGAAAUACCUGCGUAGUGUCGGGGAUGGAGAGACUGUAGAAUUUGAUGUGGUCGAGGGAGAGAAGGGUGCAGAGGCAGCUAAUGUCACUGGUCCAGAUGGAGUCCCUGUAGAAGGCAGCCGCUAUGCUGCAGACCGGCGCCGCUAUCGACGUGGCUAUUUUGGCCGACGCCGUGGACCACCUCGAAGUGGUGGUGAGGGAGAAAUCAAGGAUGGGGUCACAGAAGGAGGACAACUUCAUCAACAAGUCCAUAGGAAUCCCACCUAUCGUCCCCGCUAUCGCAGAGGGCCCCCGCGUCCACGCCCUCCCAGUGGCUGGAGAGGGGCCCCAGUGGCUGGAGAGGCUGAGAACAAAGAGAACCAUCACGAAGCCAAUGCUAUGAGUCAGCAGCCACUUCGCCGUGGAUACAGGCGCCCAUACAACUACAGGCGUCGGCCUCGUCCACCCAACGCUCCAGCUCAGGAUGGGAAAGAGACAAAGGUGACUGAAACACCUGCUGAAAAUCCUGGUCCAGUGACUGAGCAGAGUGGUGCUGAAUAAAGUCUGGCUCCACAGGCACCUUUACCAUCCCUCAGGUGUCCUAAAAUACAACUCAAAAGUUACACCAAAGAAACACACAAAGCAAUAAAUCGUCAACAGUGACGACAAAAAGCAAAGAUUUGAACCAUCGGCACUUAAACAUGUACCAGCAGCUGAGACCCAGGGAACGCCUGCAAGAGAUCCAUAAAGGAAGGGCAAGAGAGCAAGAUCCAGCCAGAACACCCUCCCCGGUUUCAACAGCAACCCUGGGCUUUGGUGGUUUU
Messenger RNA from Nestor notabilis (Kea), 950 nucleotides. Its product is annotated as Y-box-binding protein 3-like. Gene Ontology annotation, biological process: regulation of gene expression. Gene Ontology annotation, cellular component: nucleus. Gene Ontology annotation, molecular function: nucleic acid binding. Lineage: Eukaryota; Metazoa; Chordata; Aves; Psittaciformes; Psittacidae. The record is from RefSeq and is a predicted model, not a curated record.